This is a messenger RNA of Symbiodinium necroappetens, 1071 nucleotides long. The record is from the annotation of a GenBank genome assembly. Lineage: Eukaryota; Dinophyceae; Suessiales; Symbiodiniaceae.
AUGCACGCAGCCAGAAGCCCCGGCAAGUCCGAAUCUGUCAGUGUACAUGUAUCCGCCAAUGAUUGCCUUCUUAAUCUGAUGGAUGUGCCGACGGUCCUCCACUACGAAAGCAAAGUCCAGCUCAAGGAGCUGUACCGGGAGGGCCUUCGACGACCGGUUUUUUAUUCCGAACCAAAGCAGUUCGAACAAACGCAGGUGCUGGUUGGCACAUUUGUUCCGAAGCUCCGAACAUGGCUUGAGGCAAUUGUGAAGGCUGCCAACUUUAUGGAUCAGGACGCGAUGUCUGUUGACCUCCAGGACCUGCUGAGAGCGCGCCACCAUGCGAUUCUCACUCGGCGCUCCACGCAGCACGUCGGGGUCAUGCUGUGCAAGCUGGAGCAGGACAGUCGGAAGCUCGCAUCACUGGGUGUCGUCUUCAACUUUGAGGAACUUCAGAUCCACGAUGACGACCAGAAUGAGCUGGAGAGCUUUCAAGAUGUUUUUCAGCAGUUUAUCGGUCUGCAUCCAGGCCUGCCACUAGAGCCUUUGCCGGCGGAGGAGGAGGAAGACCCUGCUGCAACGAUGAAUCUGCUCGAGGGCCUCUCUGACCAGGCACCGACAGAGAUCCGGCGGCACAAGCUGCUAAGGUGGCAAGCAGCUUUGCGUCGCCUAGCCAGCACAGGUCCUCUGGUGCCGGAGCAGCCUUCUCUGGAGGUUCUGGAGUUGGCGACCACUCUGCUGCUUCCGCAGCUGCUCCACAGCAAGGCUUUGAGCUUCAGCGCGGGUAGUGAUUCUGCGCGAAGCUGCCCGGCCUUCGACAUGUCAGAACAAGCUUUUGGGCACAUGGCCCCAAUGCCUAACGUGGCCUUAGGCGAGCUGGAGGUGCUCCUCUGCGACAUCUUGGCGGAGCUCUGCGACCUUUAUCCGAAACAUAUUUGUCCCCUGCUCUGGCGCCUGUUUCGAGAAUAUUUGAAGGAUCCUGGACACUGGCAUUCCUGCUUACUGGUGUUGGCCCUUCUGACGCGGCUCUCGUGCUUCCCUUGGCCUCUGCCGUAUCGGAGGGGGUGGGGGAACAGGGGUGUUACAGUUUAA